Molecule: messenger RNA, 1652 nt
Organism: Bactrocera tryoni
Lineage: Eukaryota; Metazoa; Arthropoda; Insecta; Diptera; Tephritidae
Product: cathepsin L-like
Exons: 5
Coding region: 270-1289 (339 amino acids)
Biological process (GO): immune response
Cellular component (GO): lysosome
Molecular function (GO): cysteine-type endopeptidase activity
Source: RefSeq, a predicted model, not a curated record
CUGAGAAAAUUAUUAGCGAUUCGCAAGCCAUACCGACUAGUUGACUUUUGUAAAAUAUUUAAAUUGUUAAACGUUUUUGUAUUUGAAGGAAGGUAAUUAAUAUUAGUGGGAAGAAUUGAUUAAAGUAAAUAUUUUUUAACUGCAAAGUUGCGUACACGGCGAGCAACAGGCGGAAGACAAUUGCCAUAAAUAUCAGUAAUACUGUGCCCUCAACAAUUGGCCGAUUGGGAAAAGAGAAUUAGCAAACGGAAAAGAGAUUUACCACCAAGAUGCGCGCAGUAUUCAUUUUUAUGGCGUUGUUCGCCUAUACUGGUGCAGUUUCGUUCAGUGAUCUUGUGAAAGAAGAAUGGUUUGCCUACAAAAUGGAACACAAGAAGCACUACUCAAACGAUGUAGAAGAGCGUUUCCGUUGGAAAAUCUUCAAUGACAACAGAUUAAAGAUUGCCAAGCACAAUCAAUUAUACGCAGCGGGCAAAACUUCAUUUAAAAUGGCAGUCAACAAAUAUAGCGACAUGUUACAUAAUGAAUUCCGUGAAACAAUGAAUGGCUACAACAACACAUUAAGAAAGCAAUUACGCAGCAGCAACCGAAAAUUCACUGGCGCCACCUUCAUUACACCAGCCCAUGUUACUGUGCCGACAUCCGUGGACUGGCGUUCGCACGGUGCUGUUACCGAUGUCAAGGAUCAAGGUCACUGUGGCUCUUGCUGGGCUUUCUCCACAACUGGCGCACUUGAGGGUCAGCAUUUCCGCAAAACAAAUACACUAGUUUCGCUGUCCGAACAGAACUUGGUCGAUUGCUCUAGCAAAUAUGGCAACAAUGGUUGUAAUGGUGGUCUGAUGGAUAACGCUUUCCGUUAUAUUAAGGAUAAUGGUGGCAUAGAUACGGAGAAAUCCUACCCGUAUGAGGGUAUUGAUGAUUCCUGUCACUAUAAUCCAUCCAGUAUUGGUGCCACCGAUCGCGGAUUUGUCGACAUUCCAGCCGGCGAUGAGGAGAAAAUGAAGCAAGCUGUUGCCACCAUUGGUCCAGUUUCCGUUGCUAUCGAUGCUUCGCAUGAAUCAUUCCAAUUUUACUCUGAAGGUGUUUAUAAUGAACCAGCUUGUGAUGCAGAGCAAUUAGAUCACGGUGUUUUGGUGGUGGGCUAUGGCACUGAUCCCAGUGGACAAGACUACUGGCUGGUAAAGAACUCUUGGGGCACCACCUGGGGUGACAAAGGUUAUAUUAAGAUGGCGCGCAACAAGGACAAUCAGUGUGGUAUUGCUUCGGCCUCCAGCUACCCACUUGUUUAAGUUGUAAAUUUUCAAACAUCACAAAAAAUUUGGAAAUACAUAGGAAUCAAAAUUUGCGAAUUAAUAUUUUUUUAUAAACUACAGUGAAUUUUUAACUUCUAUAUGAAGCGUAUAUGAUUUUUUGUUUGUAUUAUUUGUACGUUAUAAGUUGUAGUAUUGUUUAUUUUUUUUUUCGUUUACUUUUGUCGAUGCGUGAAUUUGAAAACAUUUGCAAAGAGAAAAACCAAAGGUUACAUUAAUGUGUAACUUUUAUGUAUAAAACGUAAUACCACCUUUUCAUCGCCAUCACUAUAUUAAUGCAUACUUAGCAUACGAAACGUGUAAAAACAUUAUAUAAUAAAAUACAAGUUUUAAAAAAUAAAA